GUGGUUUGGUUGAGAUUGUGCUCAGUGAUUUUGCUGUGUGAAGGAUGUGUUUCAAGGAAUGGCCAGGAUACUUUAUUAUCUGACUUCCAGAUCGAUCAGAUGCAGGACAUGUUUCAUACAACAUGCUAAUGUAGUAUAUUGUGCACCGUUUCAGUCAUAUGUUCUGCCAGAUUACAUGCGAUUAAGAUAUUCUCACCAUGGAACUCAGUGAUGCCAAUCUGCAGGCUUUAACCGAAUAUCUGAAGAAAACGCUUGAUCCAGAUCCUGCUGUAAGGCGCCCAGCUGAGAAGUAUCUGGAGUCAGUUGAAGGUAAUCAGAACUACCCGUUACUUCUGCUAACACUCAUAGGAAGCUCCCAAGAUAAUGUCAUCAAAGUCUGCUCUUCUGUAACUUUCAAAAACUACAUCAAAAGGAACUGGAGAAUUAUUGAAGAUGAGCCAAAUAAAAUUUGUGACCCUGACAGAGUCGCCAUCAAAGCAAACAUUAUAAACUUAAUGCUCAGCAGCCCAGAGCAGAUACAGAAACAGUUAAGCGAUGCCAUUAGUAUCAUAGGACGGGAAGAUUUCCCACAGAAAUGGCCAGAUCUACUGACAGAAAUGGUGAACCGGUUCCAGAGCGGAGACUUUCAUGUAAUAAAUGGCGUCCUGCACACGGCCCACUCGCUGUUUAAGAGAUAUCGGCACGAGUUUAAGUCCACUGAACUGUGGAUGGAAAUUAAGCUUGUCCUUGAUACGUUUGCUGCACCGCUGACCAGUCUCUUUACGGCGACCAUUGAGCUCUGCAACACCCAUGCCAACGAUGUCAGUGCUUUGAAGGUUCUCUUUUCCUCCUUGAUUCUCAUAGCGAAACUCUUCCACAGUUUAAACUUCCAGGAUCUCCCAGAAUAUUUUGAAGACAAUAUGGAAACAUGGAUGACGAAUUUUCACAACCUGUUAACUCUGGAUAAUAAGCUGUUACAAACAGAUGAUGAGGAAGAGGCAGGGCUGCUUGAGCUGCUCAAAUCCCAAAUCUGUGACAACGCAGCCUUAUAUGCACAGAAAUAUGAUGAAGAAUUUCAGCCUUACUUGCCCCGGUUUGUUACCGCCAUCUGGAAUCUGCUGGUCACAACGGGACAAGAGGUGAAAUAUGAUUUGCUUGUAAGUAACGCCAUCCAAUUUCUUGCGUCGGUCUGUGAGAGGCCCCACUAUAAGAAUCUGUUUGAGGACCCGAACACUCUGACCAGUAUUUGUGAAAAAGUCAUUGUUCCCAACAUGGAAUUUAGAGCUGCUGAUGAAGAAGCUUUUGAAGAUAAUUCCGAGGAGUAUAUUCGAAGAGAUUUGGAGGGGUCAGACAUUGACACAAGACGCCGGGCAGCCUGUGAUCUAGUGCGUGGUUUGUGCAAGUUUUUUGAGGCCCCUGUAACCAACAUCUUCUCCGGUUAUGUGAGCUCCAUGCUCCAGGAGUACGCCAAAAACCCCUCAAUAAACUGGAAGCACAAGGAUGCUGCAAUUUUUCUGGUCACCUCCUUGGCCUCCAAGGCUCAGACGCAAAAGCAUGGGAUAACACAGGCUAAUGAACUGGUCAAUCUCACAGAAUUUUUUGUCAACCACAUCCUUCCAGAUUUAAAGUCCCCAAACGUGAACGAGUAUCCGGUUCUAAAGGCAGACGGGAUGAAGUAUGUUAUGUUCUUCAGAAGUCAAAUUCCUAAGGAGCAUGUUCUGUCUGCAGUUCCUCUGCUAAUCGGCCAUCUCCAAGCGGAGAGCAUUGUUGUUCACACUUAUGCUGCCCACGCCCUGGAGCGACUGUUCACCAUGAGAGGAGGGGCGGCCAACACGACUCUUAUCACCGUGGCAGAAAUGUUGCCUUAUGUAGAAGUCCUGCUGGCUAACUUGUUCAAAGCUCUCUCCUUACCGGGCUCGUCAGAAAACGAAUACAUUAUGAAAGCCAUUAUGAGAAGCUUUUCACUCCUCCAAGAGGCGAUAAUUCCGUAUAUUCCCAGCGUGAUAAGUCAGCUGACACAGAAGUUGCUCUCCGUUAGCAAGAACCCAAGCAAACCUCACUUCAAUCACUACUUGUUUGAGUCGAUUUGUCUGUCUGUCCGGAUCACAUGCAAAGCAAACCCUGCGACCGUGGGGAGUUUCGAGCAGGCGUUGUUCAUUGUUUUUACGGAGAUUUUGCAGAAUGACGUGCAGGAGUUUAUUCCGUAUGUGUUUCAAGUCAUGUCGUUACUGCUGGAAAUGCACAAGAAUGAGAUCCCAGACUCGUACAUGGCACUGUUCCCCCACCUUCUGCAGCCCAUAUUGUGGGAGCGGACCGGUAAUAUCCCCCCUCUGGUCAGACUGUUACAAGCUUACCUGGAAAGAGGCGCAAGUACGAUAGCCACUAAUGCAGCGGAUAAAAUCCCCGGUUUACUUGGUGUUUUCCAAAAGCUGAUUGCAUCGAGAGCGAAUGACCAUCAGGGAUUUUAUUUGCUGAAUAGCAUCAUUGAACAUUUGCCAGUGGAAUGCGUUGACCAGUACAAGCGGCAGAUAUUCAUCGUGCUCUUCCAGAGGCUGCAAAAUUCCAAAACCACCAAGUUCGUGAAAAGCUUUUUAGUGUUUUUAAAUCUUUAUUGCGUAAAGUAUGGGGCCAUCGCUCUGCAGGAGAUGUUUGACAGCAUUCAGCCAAAAAUGUUCGGAAUGGUUGUGGAAAAAAUUAUUAUUCCCGAAAUCCAGAAAGUUUCAGGUCCAAUUGAGAAGAAAAUAUGUGCAGUUGGAAUUACAAAAAUCCUAACAGAGUGUCCGCCUAUGAUGGACACGGAAUACACCAAACUCUGGACGCCACUGUUACAGUCACUUAUUGGUCUUUUUGAACUUCCGGAAGAUGACACUAUUCCAGAUGAUGAGCACUUCAUAGACAUCGAAGACACUCCUGGCUACCAGACUGCUUUCUCUCAGUUGGCUUUUGCUGGCAAAAAGGAACAUGACCCUAUUGGGGAAAUGGUCAAUAACCCCAAGGUGUUGUUGGCGCAGUCUCUCCACAAGUUGUCUACGGCUUGUCCUGGCAGGGUCUCCUCGAUGAUAAGCACAAGUCUGAACGCGGAGGCACUUCAGUUUCUCCAAGGAUAUCUACAAGUUGCAAGCGUGUCUUUGGUUUGAGUUUGCACCUUAAGUGAAAGCGCGAACACCCAACACUUCAGUAUAAAGUGCCGCUACAUAGCACACUGGGUUUGUUCUUGAAUCUUGCAUGGUAAAAGUGUAGCCUGCCUUGGACUGUAACAUAAGGUCUAAGCAGCAUUCUUGUUGUAUUUGGCUUACAGCUCUAACCGGGAUUUGUACGGAAUUCUAGUAAUCACUACAGAAAUCCUCAAAUUCUGUUUCCAUCUGAACUAAGAGAUAAGGUUUGUUAAUCAUGUCCGAGGCGCCCUCUGAUGUGAAGAGUGGAUUUCAAUCUUUUCACCAAUAUUCUCUUCCAAGGAAACGGCAGUUAAUUUAUUCCUCCUGCAGGGUCUAGGGAACCCUUUCCAAUAAAGGCACACGUCAUUC
This is a messenger RNA of Pelobates fuscus (common spadefoot toad), 3503 nucleotides long. It is a transcript of the gene CSE1L, whose product is annotated as chromosome segregation 1 like. The coding region runs from base 198 to 3116 and encodes 972 amino acids. The record is from RefSeq and is a predicted model, not a curated record. Gene Ontology annotation, biological process: protein import into nucleus; protein export from nucleus. The transcript is spliced from 25 exons. Lineage: Eukaryota; Metazoa; Chordata; Amphibia; Anura; Pelobatidae. Gene Ontology annotation, cellular component: nuclear envelope; cytosol. Gene Ontology annotation, molecular function: small GTPase binding; nuclear export signal receptor activity.